Molecule: messenger RNA, 369 nt
Organism: Spinacia oleracea (spinach)
Lineage: Eukaryota; Viridiplantae; Streptophyta; Magnoliopsida; Caryophyllales; Amaranthaceae
Exons: 3
Coding region: 1-369 (122 amino acids)
Source: RefSeq, a predicted model, not a curated record
AUGGUGGUUGGUGGAAGGGGUUCAAGGGGUGGUGCAGGUGGUGGCAGGGGUUCUGUUGGUGUUGGAAGGGGUGGUACAGGUGGUGGCAGGGGUUCUGCUGGUUUUGGAAGGGGUUUUGGUGGUGGCAGGGGAUCUGGUGGUUCUGUUGUUGGAAGGGGUGGUGCAGGUGGUGGCAGGGGUACAACUGGUGACAGAGGUGCAGGUGAUGGUAGGGGUGCAGGUGGUGGCAGGGGAAGAGGUUAUGUACCGCAAGGAGCCGGUGUAUUCAUUGCAUCUGAUGGAUCUGCUAUCACCAAUACACAAGGACGAGUGACUCGUAAUAAUAGUCAGCCAUGUAGCCAAGGAUCAACCGUCAAUCAGGGGAAUUGA